This is a messenger RNA of Aphidius gifuensis, 698 nucleotides long. RefSeq names its product dolichol-phosphate mannosyltransferase subunit 3 (gene Dpm3). Lineage: Eukaryota; Metazoa; Arthropoda; Insecta; Hymenoptera; Braconidae. The coding region runs from base 110 to 415 and encodes 101 amino acids. The record is from RefSeq and is a predicted model, not a curated record. Gene Ontology annotation, biological process: GPI anchor biosynthetic process. The transcript has 3 exons. Gene Ontology annotation, cellular component: endoplasmic reticulum membrane; dolichol-phosphate-mannose synthase complex.
UUUGAGUUUUGACGCAAUUUAGAGGUUGGAAUAAAUUGACAACACUGCACUUGACACAAGUCAACAACAAAAACAACAACACAAUAAUUUUGAAAAAAAAAAACAAAAGAUGACUAAAUUAAUGGAAUGGCUUUUUGGUGGGGCACUUUUUCUUGGUCCCUGGACAGCAAUUGUAACUGGAACAGUAUCAUCAUCAUUAACUUCACAGUAUCAUGAAAUAAUAUUAUAUCUUCCAAUUGUUUUAUUAUUUUUAUUUGCUAUUUGGGCAGCAACUGUUGUUCUUUAUAGAACUUUUACCUUCAACAAUUGUGAAGAAGCAGCUGAAAGCCUUAAAUUGGAAAUUAAACAAGCACAAGCUGAACUUAGAAUCAAAGGAAUAUUACCAAGAGAUCCAAAAGGAUCAGAUCUCAUGUAAAUAUCAACAAAAUCCAAAAAAUAACAAAAUUAUAAUCCAUCAAUAAUUUGUUGUUUAUUAUUUAUUUAUCAAUCAAUUGUUUUUUUUUUUAAUUUAACAGUAUAUCAUAGAUUAUAUACUGUCUUUUUAUAUUGAUUUUUUAAUGUAUAUUUAUAUCAAAUUGCUGUCAAGUCUUGCCAAGAUGUGUUGAUUAAAAAAAAUAGCAUCAAAUUUACAAAUUGUCAGUGUCUUAAGCAAGUUGAUCCAUUUUAUAUCAGUUGUCCAAUUAAUACUUUUAAAUUGC